Passer domesticus (house sparrow) is the source of this 5737-nucleotide messenger RNA. Its product is annotated as hydrocephalus-inducing protein homolog. Gene Ontology annotation, biological process: cilium movement; axonemal central apparatus assembly. Gene Ontology annotation, cellular component: axoneme. The transcript is spliced from 29 exons. The record is from RefSeq and is a predicted model, not a curated record. The coding region runs from base 335 to 5143 and encodes 1602 amino acids. NCBI's taxonomy places the organism in Eukaryota, Metazoa, Chordata, Aves, Passeriformes, Passeridae.
CUCGUUCGCAGCCUCGGCGCGUUCGGGCGGCUGCACUCGGCGAUUCGCCAAGUGCAUUGUUCGCAGAUCGUUGUUUUCUGUGAGCGAGUGCUGAGAGUUCGCGGAGAUUUUGUCUCUGCGAGCAACUCCUGAACUCGCAAAGCAUUGGUCUUUGCGAGGGACUCCUAAAUUCGCAGAACAUUGGUUUCUGUGAGGGAGUCCUGAACUCGCAGAACAUUGGUUUCUGCCAGGGAGUCCUGAAUUCGCAGAACAUUGGUUUCUGCCAGGGAGUCCUGAAUUUCGUUUGAAGUUUUAUUGAGGCCUUGUCGCUCAUCUGCAACAUCCUCCCUUCAGAAUGGCGUCUGGAUUCUCGGGAAGGAUACCAACACCUCGUCUUUUGCUCAGGGACAGACUGAAGCCUAACACUCUGACUCCCUCUGCCUUCCAGCAGGAGGUAUCUCUCAGCACCAAGCAGAGGCUGGCCAAAGCUAAGAAGCUGAGUCUGCCUCAGAUUGUCCAGCCUCAAGACAAGCAUGAGAGCUCUCAUCACAAGUUCUUGGCAGCUGAGCCAGAGCAGAGCUCAUUUCAGCCUUGCCCACCAGAGGUGGUGUUUCAGAACUACACCCCUGGUGAGGUCUAUGAAGUGCCGGUGGUUCUGAGGAACAGGGACAAGGUUCCUCACUUGGUGAAGGUCACCUUGGAGAGCUCACCUUAUUUCCACCUGGUGGGCCCCAAUGACGUGUGCCGCAAGGUGCCACCGGGCCUCUACGCAAUUGUCCGCAUCCUGUUCACCUCUGGGCAGAACAAAGAUUAUUUCCACAAGCUCCUCUGCACCACUGAAAGGGAAGAGUUCAUUGUGCCAAUUCGGGCCAUUGGUCCCCGAGCCAUCCUGGACUUCCCUGACCAGCUGGACUUCUCCACGUGUCCGGUCAAGUACAGCAGCGAGAAGACUCUGCUGGUUCGCAAUGUCGGUAACCGGGUAGCUCGUUACCAGCUGAGCACCCAGAGCCCUUUCUCUGUCAUUCCGGCCACGGGAACUCUGGAUGUCGGUGGUGCCAUGCAGGUGACAGUGGAAUUUCAGCCACUGAAGACUGGGGACCAUUCCGGGUCCCUUGUCGUGCACUAUGACACAGGUGAAGAGACCCACACAAGCCUUCAUGGAAGAGCUGUGGAUGUCCCCAUCAGGCUGGGCAGGAAUACUGUGAGCCUCAAGAAGACGUACAUCGGCAUGUCAAACCGCGCAACCGUGCGCAUCCACAACCAGAGCGAUAUCACAGCCCGCUUCCAGUGGAAGGCUGUUGAUACUGAGGAAGAGGAGCAUCAGCUGGAGCUGAGGCAGUAUCCCAGGAUAUUUCGGCAGCAAAAGGAGAAGUUGUAUGAUUUUCUGAAGGAGCGCGGAGUGGACAUCACUUGCCGAGAACACCUUGCUCUUCUGACCCACAGCUUCCAAAGUGAGGUGGCAAAGAUCAGAGAAGAUGGCAUCCUGUUCCAUGAUGACGUUUUCUCCCUUGAGCCGAAGGAGGGUGAGAUCAGGCCGAAUUGCUCGGCUGAAGUCAGCGUGUUCUUCAAGCCCCAGGAAGCCCGGGUCUAUAAGCGAGCAGUUUACUGUGACAUCUCAGGCCGUGAGAAGAGGAUGCCCCUGCUCCUCACAGGGGAAGGCCUCGGGCCCCGGCUCCAUUUCCAGUUUGAGGAGCUGAACAUCGGGGAGGUUUUUGUCAGAGUAACCCACAGAUAUGAGGCGGUCCUGUUCAACAACGGGCCUAUUGAGGCUCCCUUCAAACUCAUCCCUCCAAGCACAGCCAUGGGCUCCUGCUUUACCUUCCAGCCCCAGGAGGGCAUUGUGGCACCCUCCACACUCCAGGCCAUCAGUGUCUCCUUCUGUCCCACCAUCCUGGGGCAGUUUGAGGAAGAAUUCUGCUUUGAUGUGUCUGAAUCCCCUGAGCCUGUGACCUUCACUAUCAGGGGCUACGUGAUGGGCCCGACUUUCCAUUUCGAUGUGUCCGCCCUCGACUUCGGUGACGUCUCCUUUGGUUUUCCUCGCACCUUGAACUGUUGCCUGUUUAACACCUCCCUGACACCCAUAUCUUUUCAACUCUACAUUCCUGGGGAUGGCUUGGGAGAGCCCAGUAUUGACAGCUCUACUCAGAUACGCAAAUGCAGUAGCCAGUCUUGGAGGAAGGAAGCUCAAGGUCUUAGGAGGCCAAGGGAAUUUGACAUAAGGCCCUGCAGAGGGACCGUCCGUGCCCUGGGAUCCCAGGAUAUCAAGGUCACCCUGUGUUCCAACACUGUUGGAGAGUACAAGCUGCAGCUGGUGCUGGACGUGGAUGAUGUCGGCGAGAAGGUGUUGGCAGUGCCCCUCACAGCCAGAUGCGUCGUUCCUUCACUGCGAGUGCUCAACCCUGUGGUGAAGUUUGGGUACUGCUUUUUAAAGACCUGCUAUGAUGAGAAGCUGACCCUUGUGAAUGACAGCGACUUUCCUGGCUGCUACUGUCUUCUCCCUCAGGAGGAGGCUGCUGCAUGGUGCUCCAGCCGUGCACCGACUGGGAUUAUCGAGGCUCACAGCUCGGUGGAGAUCCCAAUUGCAUUCGAGGCCCAGUCGCUGGGAGAGUGCAGCAUCACUGCUGAGGUGGCUGUGUUUGGGAGAGCAGGAUCCCCACUGAAAAUCCAAUUCGAGUGCAUUGGCCAGGGACCUGUUGUCUAUGUCCAUCCGAGGGAGAUAAACUUCGGCUCUAUCCCAGUCUUAGAAGAUUGUUUCCAAACUUUGCACCUUGCCAAUCAGUGUCACCUUCCUGCAACCUUCCGGGUGGAGAUGGCUGGGAAAGACUCCUGCUGGAGGAUUGAGCCCAGUAAUGGAGUGAUCUCCCCUAAAUCUGAGAUGUCCGUGACUGUCAUAGCAAACCUGAACGACACAGUGAAAUUCCGGGAGAAGGUGAAGGUGUUCAUUGAGAACAGCUAUAUGACCAUCAUCUCUCUCCAGGCUGUGGGCAUUGGCACCACAAUUGUCACGGACAAACCUCUCAUUCCGAAGCUGGACUUGAAGUCUCACCUCAGCUUUACUCCCUGCUAUUUCCAUUUCAAAGUGACGAACAGAGGACGACGCGUGCAUCGGCUGUACUGGAACACAGAAGGUUUCCGCACGCGCUGGCGCCGUGAUCGCGCCCCUGCCCUCGGUGGCACCAAAAGCAAAGGUGCUUCCCCGAUGCCCAGACCUGGCAGCCCCGUGUUCAGGCUGUGGCCGCCGCAGGUGGACCUGAUGCCGGGCCAGAGUGCGGACAUGGUGCUGGAAGGCCGCUCCAGCACUGCCCAGGAGGUGAAGGAGCGGCUGCUGUGUCACGCUUUGGUGGGGAAAGAGAGAACAAAGAAACAGAUAAUGCAAGUGGAUGUCACCUGCAACUUCAUUUGCCCUGUUCUGCAAAUGUCUUCCAGAGCAAUCACUUUCUAUGUGGUAAAGGAGCCCAAUGAUGUCCUGACACAGCACUACAAGCCUUUUUCUUUAAAAAACACCAGCCCCCUGCCAGUCAGCAUUGUGCUGGACUUGGAGCAGCCAUUCCUGAUCUGCAAUGUGGACUGGCAGCCUCUCCCUGCAGAUUCCAAGCCCAUAACACUGGAUGUAGGGGAGGAACUUCAUCUCUGCAUCCAGUUUAACCCAGCUUAUGAGAAGAAUCUGCACAGCCGGGUGGCCAAGAGGGUUCUCAGGGUGCGCUUCAUGGAGCAUCCUCGUGAGGAGAAGAUCACCGUUCGGGGAGAAGUCCACUUCCCCAAUCUCCAUCUCCAGGCCAAGGCCGUGGACUUUGGCUGCAUCAUAAACGACACUGAACAAGUGCUGCAUAUGGAGAUGACCAACUGCAGCCCACUGCCCGUGGAAUACCGCUGGUCAUUCCUGGCAGACAGCCUGGCGAACACCAUAACGUUCAUCCCUCCACCACCUAAAUUCAAACCCCAGUCGUCAAAGAAGAAGGGAGUGUUUCCACGGAGAUACUCCAAGACUGGAAGUGUGGAUGAGCCAACUGAAACCCCAGAAACAAUGCAGGGUUCUGCCCCGGAAGAUCCUGCCCAGGAGGAUUCUGCCCAGGAGGAUUCUGCCCAGGAAGAUUCUUAUGAGGGGGAUCCUGCCCACAAAGAUCCUGCCCAUGAAGAUCCUGCCCACGAGGAUUCUGCUCAACAGGACUCUGACCAGGAGGAUUCUGCUCAGGAGGACUCUGACCAGGAGCCAGCAGAUGCAGAGGAUUCCUUGGAAAAAGAGGUGCUGUCAUCCACUCCUGGGGAGUCUCGGAGCCCGGUGAGGAUGAGGGGAUUGAGUCAAUUCUCCGAGACGGAGCACCCCAACGUGACAAUGCCUCAGGUUUUUGAUAUCAUGCCGCUGUGGGGAACGCUGCAGCCAGGAGAGAGCCAGAAGGUCACCUUCACCUUCUUUGGCCACGCCAACAUCAUCGCCCGUGCCACGGCGCUGUGCCGCGUGGAGGGAGGCCCCAGCUACGAGGUGGUGCUGAGCGGGCAGGCCUCGUGCCCCAGCUACCGGCUGGACGUGGAGGAGAUUGACUGGGGGCUGCAGGUGUUUAACAAAGUCCUCAAAGCAGGGAUCACCCUGCGGAACAACGGGGUUAUGAAAUUCACCUACGUGGUGCAAGACUCCAGCACAAAGCCUCUGCCCGGGGUGCCCGUGGUCGUGCCCCGCAAGGGCUCCAUUGCACCUGGCAAGAAGCGAGUGCUGAAAGUCUCUUAUCUGCCAGAAAAGGCAGGAGCGUUCCGCAGGACUUUCCAGGUCCAAGUGGCUCAUCUGGAACCGGCAGAAAUCGUCCUGAAAGGAGAGACGAUCUUCCCUGGGGUUACCAAGUGCCUGCCCAGGAUGCUGAAAGAGGAGAAGAUACUGGAAGAGGAAGAAGAAAACCCAGAGAAAGAAGAAAAGGAAAGUGAUGAAUCAUCUGUGGCCAUGGAGUCACUGGUGGAGUCACUGAUGGAGUCACUGAUUGUCACAGCUGAACAACAGGCCAGUGUCCAACAUCUCCCCAGGGGCUCUUCAGCUGAGGGGCUUCCCCAGCAGCAUCCUGGGUCUGGUGGAAGAGGUGGGAGGGUUAUUCCCACUUGGGAAAUUGGAGGAGUAGCAGCUGUGCUCCCUCCCUCAAAGUUGCCUUUGCUUGUGGCCAGCCCAUGCUCCAUACUUUGAGCUCUCAGAUAGAUACUGCCAUAAUCAGAUUAUAAGAUUUCUGGGCCACUUGCUGAAUUUGGAGAGCUUGUGGUGUGUUCUCUUUUAUGACUGAGAGAAAUAUUUGUAUUCAAGUGUUUAUACCUAUAAAGUGAGCAGAAUAUUCAAAGUCAGUGAAGGGCCAAGCACCAGCAAAUCCUUCUUCAUUAGCUGUGUAAAUGGCAAGAAGGGCAACUGAACUGGUGAACUUUGUGGUCUACAAAUGGCCUUUUUCAUGAUAGCCCUCAUUUACCUUUUUAUUGGUGUAUGAUUCCACAAAGCAUUUUUCUCCUGUUCUGGAAUACAGAGGUUAAACAGAAAAAAAUAUUGUUUAAAAACAAAAGCCUAUUUCUAUAGUUGUAUAAUGGGAAUGAUGUGGCUUCUUCUCCAGUGAUGCUGCCAACCUUGAGAUUUCAGCUGAGGAUAAAGAAACUGAAUCAUCCAAAUAUUCUUCAGAAGACAAACCUUGAGAAGUUCAAGGGAAACUGGGAAGCUCUUUGAAGAACCUACUGAGCCAUAAGAACCUCGAGGAUUGGCAUUGGCACACCUCGUUUACCAAUAAAGCAGGGAAAAUUA